Helicoverpa zea (corn earworm) is the source of this 4796-nucleotide messenger RNA. RefSeq names its product neurexin-4 (gene Nrx-IV). The transcript has 25 exons. NCBI's taxonomy places the organism in Eukaryota, Metazoa, Arthropoda, Insecta, Lepidoptera, Noctuidae. The record is from RefSeq and is a predicted model, not a curated record. Bases 138 to 3959 code for a protein of 1273 amino acids.
UUGAAAACGCACUUGGGUGUUGUCCGGCUUGAUGAUUGUAACAACGCUAACGUAAUGAUCAAACAGUUUUAUUUGAUUUUCUGACUGAUACAUUACGUUCUUAUUAUUAGUAGCAAUAUUAAAAUAGCUAUGAAAUUAUGAUGAGUGGUUUCGUGUAUUAUUUCUUUGUGUUGCUUUGCUAUAGCAUUACGAAAUCGGAUGCAGACUCAGUAAGAUAUUAUUACGACUACGAAUGUAAUGAGCCACUGGUUGCCAACUCUAAGUUGACUGCCACUUCCAGCCUUAGAGACAGGGGACCUGAGAAUGCUAAGUUAUUUGGUUUGAACGCUUGGACGGCUUCGGAGAAUGACUUCGACCAGCAGCUGGUCAUUGACCUGGGUAGCGUAAAGAACAUAACGCGGGUGGCGACGCAGGGCCGCGCGCAUUCGCAGGAGUUCGUCCAGGAGUAUCAUAUCAGCUAUGGCUCCAACGGACUUGAUUACGUUCAGUAUAAGGCCGCCGGCGGAGAAGUCAAGAUGUUCGAAGGCAACCACGACGGCAAUACGGUGCAGAAGAACGAAUUCGAAGUGCCCAUCAUUGCACAGUUCAUUCGGAUAAACCCCAUGAGAUGGCGGGACAAGAUCUCCAUGAGAGUCGAGGUCUAUGGAUGCGAUUAUGUUGCGGAUACCCUCUACUUCAACGGAACAUCCUUAGUCAAGAUGGAUCUCCUACGUGACCCCAUCUCUGCCUCCAGGGAGGUCAUCCGCUUCAGAUUCAAGACCAGUACAGCAUCAGGCGCGCUCAUGUACUCCCGGGGUACGCAGGGAGACUACCUGGCUUUGCAGCUCAGGGAUAACAGACUUGUGCUCAAUAUUGAUUUGGGAUCCGGUACAUCAACGUCCCUAUCAGUGGGCAGCCUACUAGACGACAAUAUCUGGCACGAUGUGGUGAUCUCCCGCAACCGACGCUCCGUCAUCUUCUCAGUGGACCGCGUUAUAGUGCAGGAUCGCAUCAAGGGAGAGUUCUCCAGGCUUAACUUGAAUAGGGCUUUCUACAUAGGCGGCGUGCCCAACUUCCAAGAAGGUUUAGUAGUGAACCAGAACUUCACGGGCUGCAUCGAGAACAUGUACCUCAACGCCACCAACGUCAUCCAGGACCUGAAGCAAGGGUACGAGGCGGGGGAGCCUUUCAAAUUCCAGAAAGUUAACACGCUUUAUGCUUGCCCUGAACCCCCAGUGGUACCAAUAACGUUCCUAAAGGAGGGAUCAUACGCGAAGCUGCGCGGCUACUCGGGCGGCAACACGCUGAACAUCUCGCUGGAGUUCCGCACCUACGAGCUGCACGGCCUGCUCAUAUACCACAAGUUUAAUACUGACGGAUAUGUUAAGGUAUACAUAGAAGAAGGCAGAGUAAAAGUAGAACUAGAAACCCCAGGUUCCCCUCGGGUCAAGUUGGACAACUAUGCUGAAGAAUUCAACGAUGGUCGUUGGCACUCCUUACUCCUCACAAUGGCUACUGAUAGCCUAACUCUAGCCGUUGAUUAUAGGCCCGUGAAGACUUUGAAGAAACUUAGGUUUAUGACUGGAAGCACUUACUAUAUUGCUGGUGGUAAGGCGCCGCCGCGUGGGUUCGUGGGCUGCAUGCGCAAGAUCGCGGUGGACGGCAACUACCGCCUGCCCACCGACUGGAAGAAAGAGGAGUACUGCUGUCCCAAUGAGGUCGUGUUCGAUGCCUGCCAGAUGAUUGAUAGAUGUAACCCGAACCCGUGCGAGCACGGCGGCGUGUGCUCGCAGACGGCGGACGAGUUCAGCUGCAACUGCCAGGCCACGGGGUAUGCCGGCGCCGUCUGCCAUACUUCCGUGCACCCGCUAUCGUGUCAGGCGUACAAGAACGUGCAAGCUGUCUCCCGGUCAGCCGACAUACACAUCGACGUGGACGGGUCGGGUCCAUUGCCAGCGUUCCCCGUCACCUGCGAGUUCUAUUCGGACGGUCGCAUAAUCACAGCAGUGCAGCACUCGGCAUCGCAGAACACGGUGGUGGACGGGUACCAGGAGCCGGGCAGCUUCCGCCAGGACAUCGUGUACGAGGCGUCGCGGCCGCAGCUCGAGGCGCUGCUCAACCGCUCGCACUCCUGUCUGCAGCACCUCGAGUACAUGUGCAAGCAUUCCAGGCUGCUCAACUCGCCCAGCGAGGAGUCGUCGUUCCACCCGUUCGCGUGGUGGGUGUCCCGCUCGGGGCAGCGCAUGGACCACUGGGCCGGGGCCCCGCCCGGCUCGCGCAUGUGCCAGUGCGGGGUGCUGGGCGCCUGCGCAGACCCCACCAAGUGGUGCAACUGCGACGCCGAGCAUAUGAAGCCCGAUGAAUUCCAAGUCGACGGCGGUGAGAUCACUGAGAAAGAAUUCUUGCCGGUGAAACAACUACGCUUCGGCGACACUGGGUCGCAUCUCGACGAGAAAGAGGGACGGUAUACACUCGGACCUCUGCUGUGUGAAGGAGACGAUCUAUUCAGCAACGCGGUAACGUUCCGCAUCUCGGACGCGGUGAUCACGCUGCCGAUGUUCGACCUCGGACACAGCGGCGACAUCUACUUCGAGUUCAAGACUACUAAGGAAAAUGCUGUGCUUUUGCAUUCUAAGGGUCCCCAAGACUACAUAAAGCUAUCCAUCAUCGGCGGAGAUCAGCUGCAGUUCCAGUUCCAAGUGGGAGACACUCCGCUCGGCGUGUCCGUGGAGACCAGCAACCGACUGGCUGAUAACAACUGGCAUUCUGUUAGCAUUGAGAGGAACAGGAAAGAAGCCCGCGUAGUAGUAGACGGAGCCCUGAAGAACGAGAUCCGCACGGCCAAGGAGCCGGUGCGAGCCCUGCACCUCACCACGGGGCUGGUGCUGGGCGCGGCGCUGGACCGCAAGGACGGCUUCGUGGGCUGCGUGCGGGCGCUGCUGCUCAACGGCAGGCCCGUCGAUCUCAGGAGCUAUGCGCAGAGAGGACUGUACGGCAUCUCCGAAGGUUGCGUGGGCAAGUGCCAGUCGUCACCCUGCCUCAACAACGGCACGUGCCUCGAGGGCUACGACUCGUACUCCUGCGACUGUCGCUGGACAGCAUUCAAGGGUCCUAUUUGUGCUGAUGAAAUCGGCGUGAACCUCCGUCCGAACUCGAUAAUAAAGUACGACUUCCUCGGCUCGUGGCGUUCCACCAUCGCCGAGAAGAUCCGCGUCGGCUUCACCACCACUAAUCCUAAGGGAUUCUUACUCGGAUUCUAUUCUAACAUCUCUGGGGAAUAUCUUACUCUGCAGGUCUCGAAUUCUGGUCAUCUUAGAGUAGUAUUCGACUUCGGGUUCGAGCGGCAGGAGAUAGUGUUCCAGGGCAAGCACUUCGCGCUCGGCCAGUACCACGACAUCCGCCUCUCCAGGAAGAACGGCGGCGCCACCAUGCUGUUACAGGUGGACAACUACGAGACUCAAGAAUACAACUUCAACAUCAAAGACUCAGCCGACGCCCAGUUCAACAACAUUCAGUACAUGUACAUCGGCCGCAACGAGUCCAUGAGCGAAGGCUUCGUGGGCUGCGUCAGUCGAGUGGAGUUCGACGAUAUAUACCCGCUCAAGUUGCUGUUCCAGCAGGACCCGCCGCCUAAUGUUAGGAGUUUGGGAGGUGGUGUACUAAACGAGGACUUCUGCGGUGUAGAACCUGUCACCCACCCGCCCGAGCGCGUGGAGACGCGUCCCCCGCCAGACCUCGACCUGCAGCGGGACCUCGACCUGCACAACACCGACGAGGCCAUCCUCGGCACUGUACUGGCGUUCAUAUUCCUGCUACUGAUUAUCGUGGCCAUUGUGUUGGUUCGAGCGCUCUCAAGGCAUAAGGGAGAAUACCUCACACAGGAGGAGCGUGGCGCGGACGGCGCGGCGGACCCGGACGCGGCGGCGCUGGCGGCCGCCACCGGCCCGCGCGUCACCAAGCGCAGGGAGUUCUUCAUAUAGGACACCCCCACUGCUGUACCUACUCGACUCGCUAAACGAUAUUGUGAAAAUCUACGAGUUCGCCUGGACUUCACACCCAGUAAAACUAGGCGUAUUUUCCAGAUAUAUGUAGCUAUACUGACUUGUAUUCAUAACGUCUUAAAUCGACGCCACGUUGAGAAUACAUAUGUGUGAUAAUUUCCAACAGUUGUGAACACUAUACAGGCCGACUGUAGGUGGUUGUUCCCCAUCCCCAUACUCCACCAGUACAAUAUGGUGUCGAAUUCAUGCCGUCAUGAAUACUGGCAAAUACUAUAUUACCUUGCCCCAUACAAAUUAUUAUCAGCAGCAACUAUAACAUAAACAACUAUUAUAUUUUACAAUAGCUCAAAAAAAUACUGCCUGAUGAACUUAUAAAUGCCAUAGUAAACAAAAUAAAACAUAAAAUGCUACAUAUAAAUCCACAGAACAAAAUAUAUCCACUUCAAUAACCAUUAAAAAUAUAUUUGACUUAAAUCUACGUUACACUGGAACUUAUAAAAAUUACGAAUCGUAUUCUAAAAAUGAAACUAGUACAACAAAAAACAUUUCUAAAGACAAUAUAUCAGUAUUCCAACGUCAUUAUAUGACUUAAAAUUCUUUCGAAAUGUAAAAAUGCGUAAUAUAUCAAAUUAAACAUUUUUUAUUGUAUACGGCUAUACUCACGCGCAGCUAUCCGACUCGCUUCACAGAGAAAUAAGAAAUAAAAUUGCGAAAACUGCAAGCUCCAUAUUUUGACAAAGUUUGAUAACCUUUGCAAUCAGUAUGACAUUUCUUAUCAUUGAAAACAAAACAAAAUUUUAGGUCAAAAUGACUUUA